This is a messenger RNA of Lolium perenne, 1751 nucleotides long. Its product is annotated as F-box protein At5g07610. The record is from RefSeq and is a predicted model, not a curated record. Lineage: Eukaryota; Viridiplantae; Streptophyta; Magnoliopsida; Poales; Poaceae. Gene Ontology annotation, molecular function: protein binding.
CAUAUAUAUUAAUAUAUGAAGGUUAAAAAAAAAACUGGUCGACGUCUAAAGAUUGCAAACUCCCCAAACCUUUCAGAUCGCAUCUGCACCUCCAAGCCGCCACCCGUCUCCGCCUCCGCCGUCCACCCGUCUCCGCCUCCGCCUCCGCCUCCGCCGUCCGCCCGUCUCCGCCUCCGCCGUCCGCCCGUCCAGUCAUCGUUAAGCCAGCAUCAUAGGUUAGAUCUCCACCGCAACAGGAUGCAAGCAAGGUCCAGGAAGAAGAACCAGCCGACGGCCAGCCUCCCUGAAGACCUCCUCAUCGAGAUCCUUGCGCGUGUACCCUUCAAAUCGCUCUGCCGCUUCAAUUGCGUCUCACAAUCAUGGCUCGCUCUCUGCUCCGACCCUGACCUCCGCAAGAGGUCACCGCAGGCCCUAUCCGGCUUCUUCUGCUUCGCCCGCGAUGACGAAUACCAUGAGCUCAGUUUCCUCAAUUUGUCAGGCAAAGGUCGGCCUCUUGUCGACCCCGACCUCCCUUUCCUGCGCGGCAUAUGGGACAAAGGCGUCCGAGUCAUGGACUGCUGCAGCAGUCUUCUCCUCUGCCUUUGCUGGAAGUCAUCUUCAACCGAAGCAGAUUACGUUGUUUGCAAUCCGGCUACUGAGAAGUGGACUGUUUUGCCUGCUACCAAGGAGCUGCACACAAAGAAUAUCAUUCGUUUGGGUUUUGACCCAGCCUUUCCAUCCCGCUUUGCCGUAUUUGUGCUCGUGCAGGGUCUUUAUGACCGCGAGAUCACUGGAGUGGAGAUCUUCUCAUCAGAAACUGCAAGAUGGACCUAUACGCAGAGUCAGUGGGGCCAUGAGACAAGUGUGGAUGACGUCGAUGGGUCAGUUUCCGUCUUCUUCAGCGGCACACUGCAUUUGACUACUCGCGAUUCUUCAGUAAUCACAGUGGAUACAGAAGGGAAGACUUGGCAUGAAAUCCGAAUGCCACUCAGUAUGGAAGACACAACAGAUUAUGGUUUUAUCGCCGAGUGUCAGGGACGCUUGUAUGCUAUGCAUAUGGAUUACUCUAAUGGUAGGUGUCAACUCUCAGUUUGGGUCCUUGAGAAUUAUGCUAGUGGCCAGUGGACAAUAAAGCAUACAACUAACAUGAAGAGACUGAUAGGAGUUGAUGAGGUCUGUACAUUGGUCGCAUUCAAUUCGGAACGUAACUUGAUUAUCCAUAUUAAUGGACAGGACGAAAAGCUUGUGUCUUACAAUAUGGAUAGCCGGAAAUCUCAUGUUAUCUUCAGUUUCGAGAGGUUCUUUCAUCUUUGUUGUUAUCCAUACAUUCCCUGUUACGCGGAAUGGUUGCUGAAAGCAGCUCCAUGAUAACCAAGUUGCAUAUCACUAGAUCCUUCACAUAGAUCAUGUGCUGAAAAUGGGUCAGCUCUUCUAUGCGGCUUGGUUUUCUUCUGUAGGCUUGGAAGGAUUUGAAUAAUGUUGGUUUAAAAUAGACAGUUUGGAAGCUUCCCUUCUUUGGUUACUGUCUACUUGUAUGCUACUUAGUCAGUACUAAAUAGUCACUUCAAUCUAUUUGCAUACAAAUGUCUUAUACUAUGGGACAAAGGUAGUACUAGUUAUGCUGUGGUGGCUUUUGUUAGUUUCUCGUGUGGGGUGAGUCCAUAAAUGUGAGAACAAAUUAUCUAUACUUACUGUAUGCAUUCGUCUUUGUUUCUAUUUAUAAUUCUAUAUCAUGCCAUUAUCUGCAAGUUCUGUUUGUAUUUAUUCGUAAA